Pygocentrus nattereri (red-bellied piranha) is the source of this 2103-nucleotide messenger RNA. It is a transcript of the gene gmpr, whose product is annotated as guanosine monophosphate reductase. Gene Ontology annotation, molecular function: GMP reductase activity. Gene Ontology annotation, cellular component: GMP reductase complex. Gene Ontology annotation, biological process: nucleotide metabolic process. The transcript has 9 exons. Bases 219 to 1256 code for a protein of 345 amino acids. The record is from RefSeq and is a predicted model, not a curated record. NCBI's taxonomy places the organism in Eukaryota, Metazoa, Chordata, Actinopteri, Characiformes, Serrasalmidae.
ACUCCAUAGUGUGAGAGAGGCGGGGGAAGGAGAGACCAGAGAGAGGGAGAAUUCAGGGCCUCGCCAAAUAAAGCCAUGGGGGCCUGGGCUGGGACGGCCCGUUGCACGCUAUAAAUACGCUGGGCUUCUGCCGAUUCGGGUUUGGUGGCUGGACCUGCGCAGCAGUAACCACACCAGCCCAACUCAGGAGAAUCUCAUCCACACUCAGGCCCUCAGCCAUGCCACGGGUGGACGCGGACCUCAAACUGGACUUUAAAGAUGUCCUGUUCAGACCAAAGAGGAGCAGCCUGAAAAGCAGGUCAGAGGUGGACCUACAGAGGACCUUCACAUUCCGCAACUCAAAGCAGACCUACAGUGGCAUCCCAGUCAUCGCAGCUAACAUGGACACCACAGGUACUUUUGAGAUGGCACAGGUGCUGAGCAAGCACACGCUCUUCACCGCCAUCCACAAACACUACUCCCUGGAAGAGUGGAAGACCUUUGCAGCCAAUCAUCCAGAGUGCCUAGAGCAUGUGGCGGCCAGCUCGGGCAGCGGCAAGGCUGAUCUGGACAAACUGUGCAGCAUUCUGGAAGCCAUUCCACUUAUUAAGUACAUCUGCCUGGACGUGGCCAAUGGAUAUUCAGAGCACUUUGUGGAGUUUGUCAGAACAGUUCGGGAGAAGUUCCCUAACCACACCAUCAUGGCUGGAAACGUGGUGACAGGAGAAAUGGUGGAGGAGCUCAUCCUGACAGGAGCUGAUAUCAUCAAAGUGGGCAUUGGGCCAGGUUCUGUAUGCACCACUCGCAUCAAGACUGGAGUGGGUUAUCCACAGUUAAGUGCAGUCAUUGAGUGUGCGGACUCAGCUCAUGGACUAAAAGGACACAUCAUCUCUGAUGGAGGCUGCAGCUGUCCAGGAGAUGUUGCCAAAGCCUUUGGCGCAGGGGCAGAUUUUGUCAUGCUGGGAGGCAUGCUGGCCGGGCAUGACCAGUGUGCGGGUGACAUCAUCGAGAAGAAUGGAACGAAGUUCAAGCUGUUCUAUGGGAUGAGCUCAGACACAGCCAUGAAGAAAUAUGUCGGUGGUGUGGCAGAGUACAGGGCAUCUGAGGGCCGGACGGUGCAGGUGCCCUAUAAGGGUGAUGUGGAGAACACAAUCAGAGACAUCCUGGGAGGUCUGCGCUCCACCUGUACUUAUGUAGGAGCAGCCAAACUAAAGGAGCUCAGCCGCAGGACCACCUUCAUCAGAGUCACACAGCAGUCCAGCCAAAUGUUCACCUAGGCCCAUCCAGUAGUACAUCCAGAUUACAGAUACAUCCCGUACUGUCCACAACACCUAUCAGGGUAACAUGCAGAUCAGCCACACUCUCAAACCCAGCCAACGACUGUAGCAGCUACUGAAAGACUCAGACAUACAGCCUACAGUACCUCACCUACUUCUGUGUCAGCCAGGAUGUUCUGAUUCGUGCAUGUUUCUUGGGUACGAGGAUCUUUCAUUGAGACACAAUAAAACAAUGCCACAGAUUCCUUCUGUUUCGCUCAGGACCCGUGCUGUAUGAUACUAUACACUUCCUUGUGAAAGCAUCCAAUUUACAGCAUGAUUCAACCUGUUGUUAAUGUAAGCUCUCCAAGCAUGUGUGUGAUGGCAAUGAAGAUGAAGUAUGACAGAGGUUGAAUAGGGACUCAUCAUAUAAGCCCUUCGGGAAUACAGUGUUUGGAGAAUUCAUUCACUGAAACUAUGCAACAAUGAUGGCUUAAGUGGAAUAAAAGCAAUGCUUAUUCUCCUUAUUCAGCAGAAAUACUACAUGUCGACUAAAACGUUGUGACGGCUUGUGGGUGCGUACUAGCACUUUAUAUGUUUUAGUGUAUGUAGCGAAUGCAACUUCUGUCUUGGUUUGAGCAGAGACUGGUACACAGCCCAUUGUAUUAUUUCUGUUGGCCUGCUUCCUUCAUGAAUGUACACUGGGUGUGGUGGGACGUCGUUGUAGACCAGAGGAAUGUGAAAGGCUGCACUGCCUAAUGUGCUGUUCACUUAGGUUUGUAAACUUCAGAUCAGGAAGUAUGUACUUUCAUGUCAAACUGAGUAAGACAUUUUAAGCGACAGAGUAAUAAAGCUAUAUCAGUGAUGA